AUUCCAUUAUAAAAGCAAUAGCUUGCAAACGGUAAAUCAGUUCACAGCAGGACAACAAAGCAAUAAUAUCCUAAAAAUGAAUUCUCUUUUGGUUCUUGCCUGCGUUUGCAUCGCCCUUGGUGCCGUUAUGGCUUUUCCCAGCCAUGAGCAUCAUUUCGUUCCUCACUACCACUACGCAUAUGGUGUGCAUGAUCCCCAUACUCACGACCACAAGUCCCAAAAGGAGGAUCGUCAUCACGACGAUGUGCAUGGGAGUUACACCCAUCAUGAACCCGAUGGUACCAAGAGAGUGGUGGAAUACCAUUCCGAUAAGCAUGAAGGCUUCCAAGCCUUGGUGAAACGUGAAGGCCAUGCUAAACAUCCCCAUGGAGCCACCAGUUACGUUGGUACCACCCAUUGGGGCCACGGUUCCGGCAGAUAGGCGACGCAUGGAUUGACUAAAGACUGUUUUAUUUUGUAUAAAUGGAUAUUUGCAUGUUAAUUGUUUUUGUUUUGUAUAUUAAAAAUGAGUUUAU
Molecule: messenger RNA, 515 nt
Organism: Dendroctonus ponderosae (mountain pine beetle)
Lineage: Eukaryota; Metazoa; Arthropoda; Insecta; Coleoptera; Curculionidae
Product: cuticle protein 19
Exons: 3
Coding region: 77-421 (114 amino acids)
Cellular component (GO): extracellular matrix
Source: RefSeq, a predicted model, not a curated record